Messenger RNA from Mollisia scopiformis, 1217 nucleotides. RefSeq lists its product as uncharacterized. Gene Ontology annotation, molecular function: oxidoreductase activity. The transcript has 7 exons. The record is from RefSeq and is a predicted model, not a curated record. Bases 14 to 1102 code for a protein of 362 amino acids. NCBI's taxonomy places the organism in Eukaryota, Fungi, Ascomycota, Leotiomycetes, Helotiales, Mollisiaceae.
GUCAUUAUCUUGGAUGACAAACACCGAUGCCCAGGCAAUUCUUAAUUAUCUGGCGGAGCUUGAGUUCCCCAAGAUCAUGGAGACUUCCCUUCAAUUUGCUCUGUUCAAGACUUAUGGUAUUCCCACGAUUUCUGGGUUACUCGUAGCUACGAAGGAGUUUAGUACCCCUGAGAACGCCAGCAAGAGGUAUGCUGAUACGACUGUCUUGAUCUCGGAGUUCACAAGCCAUCAUCCCAAAUCCGAACGUGUAAUCAAGGCCAUUGCGAGGAUGAAUUAUAUUCACAGUAUGUAUCAGAAGUCGGGCAAGAUAAGUAACGAAGAUCUCUUGUAUACUUUGAGUGUGUUCGUAACGGAACCGAUUACAUGGGUGGAGAAGUAUGAAUGGCGUCCAUUUACGGAAAUGGAAAUUUGCGCUGUCGGAACGUUCUGGAAAAGCAUCGGCGAUGCUAUGGGUAUUCAGUAUAAGGGCCAGCUUGCACGCUCUGAGUGGGUUGAUGGUCUAGAGUUUGUUGAGGACAUCCAGAACUGGGCAGAAUCGUAUGAGGUUCGAUACAUGGUGCCCGCACCUUCUAACAAAACUACCGCCGAUGAACUAGUCCCUCUACUCCUAUUUUAUGUACCAAGGCGUUUCAAACCGGCAGCGUCACAUAUCGUUGGCGUUCUUAUGGGAGAUAGGCUAAGGGCUGCAAUGAGUUUCCCAACUCCUCCAAGAGCUUACUUCAACUUGGCUCACGUCAUGUUCGAGAGUCGUCGAUAUUGUUUACGUUAUCUCUCCUUGCCAAGACCUACUUUCAUGCGAGCGCGAGAGUUGGCUGAUAAGCCAGACAAGACCGGACGGUAUCAUCUGGGUAAAUAUCUGGCGCACCCGUAUUACAACAAGCCAGGUCUCUUGAAUAGGUGGGGUCCCGAAGCUUGGUUUGUUUGGUAUAUGGGCGGUGACGUUCCAGGAUCCAAUGGCAACCAGUAUAUUCCAGAAGGAUACACAUUCGAAGAAGUUGGCCCCAGACCCAUGAAGAACAAGGGUUCGGAAGAGACAAAGGCAUGGGAAGAAAAAAUAAAAGCCGAAAGACCGGCAGGGUGUCCUUUUGCAUUCGCGAGAUGAAUGACCACAACAAUCUAGCUACUUAUUGUUUCAUUUGCACAACAUCCGCAUCGUCAACCCAAUCUUCACCGGUACCGUCUUCUGUCUCUUCCGCCGAUUCUCCACGUUCGUGAGC